Messenger RNA from Aspergillus homomorphus CBS 101889, 1320 nucleotides. Its product is annotated as SDR family oxidoreductase. The transcript has a single exon. Lineage: Eukaryota; Fungi; Ascomycota; Eurotiomycetes; Eurotiales; Aspergillaceae. The record is from RefSeq and is a predicted model, not a curated record. Bases 266 to 1234 code for a protein of 322 amino acids.
UGUCUGUUACCAGCCACCAGAUCGGACUUGCUGCGUUCACGUAGAUGAAUGGGCUCUGGUCUAAUACUGUCAUAGUGAUUAACGGAAGACCAAUAUGGCUGUUCCGAGGCUGGGAGCCGUGGAUGGUGGUAGUAGCGAUCGAACCCCGCACCGUGUUGGUAUAUAGACUUCACUUCUAAGCAGUCUAAUAACCACCCCAUUUAUUACUACCAGUACUACGACCUUACACCUGCAGCACGCUGCAAGACAGAGAUCCAGCUACAACAUGUCAAUCAUCAUCACCGGCGCAAGUGGCUACGUAGGCCAGGAGUUGGCCGCCGCACUACUAUCGACCUACCCGGAGAUUACAGUGACGCUGACCGACGUGGUGACGCCCACGGUGCCUGAAUCAGCCGCGCAGCAUGCCUCGCGAGCCCGCUGCCUCGAAGCGGAUCUCACCUCGCCAGCAGUCGUGGACGAGACCUUCACCGCGGCACAACCAUUCGACACGGUCUACCUCCUCCACGGCAUCAUGUCCAGCGGGUCGGAGGCCAACUUCGAGCUGGGGAUGAAGGUCAACCUGGACGCGACAUGCAACAUCCUCGACCGCCUCCGCACGGUCACGCCGGGCGUGAGGGUCGUGUUCACCUCGAGCCUGGCCGUCUACGGGCCCGCGCCCGCCGGCUUCGUUAUCGACGAGACCAACUUCCCAGCCAUCCCGGCGUCCUCGUACGGCUCGCAGAAGUUGAUCAUUGAGACCCUGCUGAAUGACUACUCGCGCCGCGGGUUCCUGGACGGCCGCGCCGUCCGUCUGCCGACCGUCACCGUGCGCGCCGGCAAGCCCACCCAGGCCGCUAGCAGCUUCGCCAGCGAUAUCAUCCGCGAGCCGUUCCACGGCCGCAAGGCCGUGCUGCCAGUGCCUAAGGAGACGGAGAUGUGGAUAUGCUCGCCUGCUACGGUUGUUCGGAAUCUGUUGCAUGCGCGCGAGGUGCCGAAGGAGGCGUUUGGCAAUGGGUCGCGUGCGGUUAAUUUGCCAGGCUUAUUGGUUAGUAUUCAGGAGAUGUUGGAUGCUUUGGAGGUGGUGGGCGGUACUGAGCGCCGCGCAUUGGUCGAGGAGAAGUAUGAUGCUGAUAUUGACCGGAUCGUGCAAACGUGGACGCCCAACUUCAAUACCGCCAGGGCGCGGCAAUUGGGGUUUGUAGAGGAUGUGUCGAUGAUGGAGAAUAUUCGGCAGUAUGCUAGUCGGUUUGCAUGAGGGCGCAUGGUGUGGAAGAGACGAUAGAUUGUGGCUGUAGUGGUUGUUGUUCGAUUUGUAUGUCUCGUUGUAUGGCUGUAUGUAGA